AUGGACGAUAUCUGGGGGGAUGAGGGGGUGUCUUCCGGGAGAGUGCUUCAACCCGAUGUUGGGGAAGAGGUGAGAAAAACACCACGAGUGGAGGUCUUAGAUAUGGUGGCCGGAGGAGGUUUGAACGUGCCGUUGGAUUCUUUGGAGGCGAUAGGUGUGGUGUCGAGUGAAGAAGAAGAAAUGGAGGAGGAGGAAGGGGAGGAAGGAAGGAGUGAGGAUAAUAACCAUGAUGAUGACCAAGAGGAGGAGGAGGAGGCUGAGGAGGGCCAGGUGGAGUUUGAUCAAAUGGAGGGAGGUGAUGGCGGCGAGUCACUUGUGCAGAAUUCGUCGAGCUUGCAGGAUGAGACAAAUGAGGGAAGGCUGCGCAGUAGUCGUCAUUGGUGGAGAGAGGGUAACUUUAUGAUGGCACGCUAUCCCGAUGGGAGUGUCAUUGUGACUUUGGAGACGAAGGAGAAGGUGACAUUGCAGCCUAGUGUGUUGUUUGCUGAGGCCCGGGAGGAGCAUUGA
This is a messenger RNA of Rhododendron vialii, 507 nucleotides long. RefSeq lists its product as uncharacterized. Bases 1 to 507 code for a protein of 168 amino acids. NCBI's taxonomy places the organism in Eukaryota, Viridiplantae, Streptophyta, Magnoliopsida, Ericales, Ericaceae. The record is from RefSeq and is a predicted model, not a curated record. The transcript is spliced from 2 exons.